Cyclopterus lumpus (lumpfish) is the source of this 861-nucleotide messenger RNA. RefSeq lists its product as uncharacterized. NCBI's taxonomy places the organism in Eukaryota, Metazoa, Chordata, Actinopteri, Perciformes, Cyclopteridae. The transcript is spliced from 4 exons. Bases 45 to 806 code for a protein of 253 amino acids. The record is from RefSeq and is a predicted model, not a curated record.
ACGUAGAAGAAGGAGGGGGGCGUCCUCUCCCCUGACAGUCCGCCAUGCUCACCCUGCUGCGCCACUGUGGUCACAACCUGCUGACACCCAGUGCCGUUCACACAGUAAACAACAGCUACUACGUCACACAGAUGGGUAAGCGCGUGGCUGUGGUGUUGGCUGGCUGCGGGGUUUAUGAUGGCAGCGAGAUCCACGAGGCCUCCGCGGUGUUGGUCCACCUGAGCAGAGGAGGCGCGAGCGUCAACAUGUUCGCCCCCAACAUUGACCAGAUGCACGUUGUGAACCACCUGAAGGGCGAGCCGUCCGAGGAGAAGCGCAACGUGUUGGUGGAGAGCGCGAGGCUGGCCCGCGGGAACAUCCAGGACCUGGCUCACCUCAGUGUCAAAGACCACGACGCCGUUAUAUUCCCGGGUGGUUUCGGGGCGGCGAAGAACCUCUGCACGUGGGCCGUGCAGGGGAAGGACUGCUCGGUGAAUGACGACGUUAAGGCGGCGCUGCAGGCGUUCCACGGCGAGGGGAAGCCCAUCGGCCUCUGCUGCAUCGCGCCCGUCCUGGCUGCCAAGGUGUUCCCCGGCUGCGAGGUCACCGUCGGCAUCGAGAAGGACGACAAGUAUCCCGACACGGCCGACACCGCGGCGGCCAUCAGCCAGCUGGGCUGCAAGCACGUCAGUAAGGGCGUCGGCGAGAGCCACGUGGACGAGAAGAACAAGCUGGUCACCACCGCCGCGUACAUGUGCAACGCUCCGAUACACGAGGUAUUCGAUGGCAUCGGGGCGAUGGUGCAGGACGUGCUGAAACGCGCUUGAUUGUCCCAGAACUCGCAUGGAGAAGAGAACAGAAGGAGGGGGAGGCAAUGGGGGG